UCAUCUUUCCCUGUCUCUCGCUCUAAGUCUCUAACCCCCAAAAAUUUAGGACCACUUUUUAUUUCAUUUUUUAAAUUUUUUUAUAUAUUUAUAAAAACAAACAUCCUCGGACUGAGAUCUUUUCCACUUGACUCAAAAUCAAAAGGAGUGUUCCAAGGUUCUCUCGAGCAAAUCUGGUGGUACUCUCUGGGUCUUGAUCGAUAUGACGACCAAGACCAAGAGGUUCUUGGCCCUCCUCCUGAGGGUGAUAGCUCUAGGAGCCACGGUAGCUGCCAUUGUGAUCAUGGUCACGAGCCACGACUCGGCCACGGUCCUCAAUCUCACUUUCGAAGCCAAGUACAGCAACACUCCUGCUUUCAGGUACUUUGUGAUUGCAGAAGCUGUAGCGGGAGGGUACAGCGUCUUGGCUCUGCUUCUCUCUUUCAAUAGCCUCUUCAGUCGCUUGGUUCUCAUGAUGGACGUGGUAAUUGCAAUGUUGCUUAGCUCGAGCAUCUCGGCUGCGCUAGCGAUUGCUCAUGUGGGCAAGAAAGGGAAUAGUCACGCUGGCUGGCUUCCCAUCUGCGGGCAGGUCCCGAACUUCUGUGACAAAGUCACGGGUGCUCUUAUCGCGGGUUUCAUUGCCUCGAUCCUGUACCUCCUCCUCAUCCUUUACUCUCUUCACUCCGCUCUAGCCCCUCUCUUCGCCCUGAAACCAUGAACUUAUGCUAUCCUGAAGAGUACAGCCUCGAAACCUAUAUAUGGAGUCAACCUUUCAUUUUCUAUGUUGUUCAGUUCGAUCGCUUCGCAGGAGGAUGAACAAGUCAUUAACAGUCGGCCACUGACUCAUCGAACGAUCAAACUUUUGUUAUUUCCUUCGUAUAUUAUAAUAGUGUGUACUAUUGCGUGUUUAUGUAGGUAUCAAAAAAUUAAUAGUAUGCAUAUAGUGUCGUACUAGAUAGAUGAAUGCUUAUAAUGGGGACGAGAGCUUACUUGUGUUUCCAAAAGAUGAAUGUGCAUCCACUUUUCAGCUAUUUGGUUA
Molecule: messenger RNA, 1018 nt
Organism: Punica granatum (pomegranate)
Lineage: Eukaryota; Viridiplantae; Streptophyta; Magnoliopsida; Myrtales; Lythraceae
Source: RefSeq, a predicted model, not a curated record